Molecule: messenger RNA, 1356 nt
Organism: Mycosarcoma maydis (corn smut)
Lineage: Eukaryota; Fungi; Basidiomycota; Ustilaginomycetes; Ustilaginales
Exons: 1
Coding region: 1-1356 (451 amino acids)
Source: RefSeq, a predicted model, not a curated record
AUGCCUUCCAACGUGCGUCCGUUGACGGGCAAGGGCAAAGCGCACGGGGGUGUUGAAACACGGGUCCAAACUGUUGGUCGCUUGUUGACCUACUUUUCAGCUGCGUUCAUCGGAUUCUCUCUGGUGUGCUCGUUGGCGCCGUCGAGCUCAUCGGGUAAUUCGUCCUCCAGUAGUGGGCCGCGGCGAGGCUAUCUUUCCACACCCUCUGGACGAUGCGAUCCAUUCAGUCUUCCUGGUUGGGUGGACUGGUCGAUCGGAACCAACGACCUUCCGGCUUGGCGCACGUUCGACCCGGCGUGUUCAACGAGCAACCUACUUGGCAUGCUCAUCUCGACGCUCAAUAUCCAGCAAGCGGACCCGAGCAAGAUCGCGCCGCACGCGGCGCACACGCUCCCCUCGAGCAGUAGCGUGGAGGAGCUAAGCAUGUUCUUCAAGAACCGCACCGUGCUCAUGAUCGGUGAUCAUCAAGUGGACCAAUCGCUCGUCUCGCACUUCUGCUCUCUUACCGGACACACAAUACACACAGUGGAUAAAUCGCAUGUUUGGGGAAAAAGUCUCAACUCUGUUCCGCCAAAACACGGUUUCACGCCGAUCAAGAACAAUGCACCGUUGGCGCAUUACUGCUAUUUGCCAGAGUACGACUUCUUGCUCACAUCCGUCUACUCGUACGGUGCGGAUAUGUCGGAUGCGUGGCGGAACGAGGACAUAUACAAUGCACCUGGCUUGUUUGAGCAUCGAGUGACGGAUUUGUUCGAACCGUACAUGCGCCAUCUUUCGUCGAGUUUGGCCACUUCGCCCGCGCUGCCAUUACCGCGCGAGAAAGCAGAGCCGGAUCUGAUCGUGUUCAAUUCAGGACUGUGGGAUCUGGCUCGAUGGGCGAGGCAGGACAUCGACACGGGCGUUGGGUUGUUGGAGAAUCUAUCAGAGGAAAGGAUCAUGUGGUGGAGAUCGAGGAUGAUCGACAUGCUCGGAUCGGUCAGGAAAGCGUGGCAAAACACGAGGAUUGUUUGGCGCAACACGGCAUAUCCUCUGGCGUCCGAGGCGAGCACAGUCGAAGCAUUCCUAGGUAUCGAAGGUGAACAAAGAAAAAACCAUCCGCUGUACCACGCGAACCGAAUUGCGCAGCUGAACCACGCGCAGAAAUCUGCCUUGGAUGUUCAUGGCGACGACGUGGUCAAGGGCGAAAGAUCCAGGAGCGCGCGCAUGCCUAAGGACGUCGUAGCUCUCAGCUUCGCAGAAGUCUUCAUGGGUCAAGAUCAACAUUUGUUGAAUCCCCUAGCCCCCAGUCAGCUGCCGUGCGGUGCACUGUUUGCAGAGAUGCUGCUCUGGCAUCUGCGCGAUGCCGUCAAUCCGUGA